AUGCAAGCCCCAAUCGCUCAAGCGGUCACUGUAAGCCUGAAGGAAUUGCAAGAUGGAACCGUGUCCUUCGAUAGCCUCACCGAGGCCUUUGGACCCUCGUCGUUGGGGAUCAUCAUUGUAAAAGAUCUUCCCGAGCAAUUUCAACAGCUCCGCGCGCAAGUCUUAUCGCAUGCAUCCUAUCUUGCUGCGCUUCCCUCCUCGGAUUUGGAAUCUCUUGAGAGCCCUGAAUCUAAAUAUCUCGUCGGCUGGUCUUGUGGCAAAGAGACCCUGAAAUCGGGCACCUUUGACACGCUCAAGGGCUCAUAUUAUGUCAACUGUGCCUUCUACCAAGAUCCAUCACUGCAAAGUGCUCCCGCAGAUGGCUUUCCUGAUCUUCCUCAGUACACCGCGCCCAAUAUUUGGCCUCCAGAGCGCAAGCUGCCAAGUUUCCGCCCUUCUGUCGAGGCCCUCUGCUCGUUGAUCAUCGACACCGCUGCACUCGUUGCCCAGGCCUGUGACCGCUAUGCCGAGGCUAAUAUCGAAGGCUACAAGCCCGGUUAUCUCGCCCACGUCGUCAAGGGCAGUCUCACGACCAAGGCGCGUCUGUUGCACUACUUCCCCGCUAACGAUGCCCCCGCCUCAAUGUCCAACCCCACACCCGCUUCAAAGGAAGAAGAAGACGACGAUGACUGGUGCGCAACACACGUCGACCACGGCUGUCUGACCGGUCUCACAUCGGCCAUGUUCCUCGACGAAGCAGCCACUCUGCCCGUUCCAGAACCCACCCCUACUACCUCUCUCCCCGAGCUGCCCCAGUCUCCCGACCCGGCAGCUGGUCUCUACAUUCGCUCACGAACCGGAGACGUGGUCAAAGUCAAUAUUCCCAAGGACUGCCUGGCUUUCCAGACCGGCGAGGCGCUGCAACUGAUCACCAAGGGAAAGUUCCGUGCCGUGCCGCAUUUUGUAAAGGGAGCACGCGCGGUAGGUGGCAAGCAGCGCAUUGCGCGGAACACGUUGGCGGUGUUCACGCAACCCAAUCUCAAUGAGGAAGUGCAGGAAGGGUUGACUUUUGCCGAAUUCGCCCGGGGAGUGGUCGCGAAGAAUUACGACAAUGACGAGAGUCAGAAGUGA
Molecule: messenger RNA, 1110 nt
Organism: Penicillium diatomitis
Lineage: Eukaryota; Fungi; Ascomycota; Eurotiomycetes; Eurotiales; Aspergillaceae
Exons: 3
Coding region: 1-1110 (369 amino acids)
Source: RefSeq, a predicted model, not a curated record